Abrus precatorius (Indian licorice) is the source of this 609-nucleotide messenger RNA. RefSeq lists its product as uncharacterized. Lineage: Eukaryota; Viridiplantae; Streptophyta; Magnoliopsida; Fabales; Fabaceae. Bases 1 to 609 code for a protein of 202 amino acids. Gene Ontology annotation, molecular function: protein binding. The record is from RefSeq and is a predicted model, not a curated record. The transcript has a single exon.
AUGGAUUGGUUCUCAUGGCUUUCCAAAACAGGCCUUGAACCAUCCCUAGUAUAUGAGUAUGGCCUUACUUUUGCUCACAACGAGCUUGAAGAAGAAGACAUAAUCUACUUCAACCAUGAGUUUCUCCAAAGCAUGGGUAUCUCCAUAGCCAAGCACAGGCUUGAAAUUCUCAAGCUUGCAAGAAAAGUAAAGGGAAAGAGGUCAUCACGCCCAGUGGCAAGGAUCAUGGUGGCGAUCAAGAGGACAAAGAGGUGCUUAGCUAAUUACAUUCGCACGUUCAUUGGGUGUGAAGAAGAAUCAUCAGCACUUGUUGUGGUGCCAUCAUCAAGGACAAGGCCUAGUGGUUAUGGGACAAGAUGGAAGAGUGCUGUUGUGAAGAGGAACAAAAGGUUGAGAGUGCCUAAGCAAGAGAGGCUCUUGCUCACAAAUGGAAGUCCUACGGUGGUGCCUGCUUUACCUGGUCUUGAUGGUUUCACUAGUCCUAUGGUGUACCAUUUCCAAAAGGAGGAAAAAAUGGAAGGUGGUGAUGAUCAUGAUGAUGGGUAUUGGUCUGCUGCUGUUGAAGAGAUCAGGUGGGAUACCAUGUUCCAAGAUCUAAAGCCAAAUUGA